CGGAGCCAGGCUUACACCCAGUUCCGGAGCGUCGCGAGCCUACCUGGUAGUCUUAGCUGUGCUGAGAGUACAGCCCCACUUUUUCGGUGUGCAUCGCUGCGGUCGGCCUGCAGCGGAUUUCCACGACUUCCGUCUGCAAAUCAACCUGCGCUCGCACCGAAACGGAAACGCGACCGACACAGCACGACGCGCCAGUGUAUCCGCAAUUGCAUCCUCAAGACCGCCCAUCCCACCGGUUGAAUCUACAAACACACAGGAGAUCGCGCACAAUUACCGAUCGGAGUUCUAGAACAUGUCACAACAACCACUCUCGUCGUCGGUACAGCCGACCGACACCUAUGGCGGAGAUGAGGUCUCGGCCCUCGUGCUCGACCCCGGCUACUGCUACACGCGCGCGGGCUUCGCUGGCGAGGACUCGCCCAAGAUGGUCAUCCCUUCCUUCUACCACCACAGCAGUGGCCGCGACAUUUUCGGCGACCCCAUCCUCAUGCCCCGCGCCGGCCUCGAAGUCCGCAACUACAUGAACCGCGACAGCAUCGUUGAGGACUGGGACGCCGCCACGCGCGUCUGGGAACACCUGCUGGUAGACCGCCUGCAAGCCCCGCGACCAACCCCGCCGAGCAAGAACCAGCUCAACGUGGGCGACGACGGCGACGUGGAGAUGGGGGAUGGCGGUGCCGCCGAGGAAGCGACCGACGGGCUCGAGAAGCCGCUCGCAGAGAACCCCCUGCUGGUGGCUGAGGCGAACUGGAACCCGCCGAAAGCCCGCGAGAAGGCGAUCGAGGUGUGCAUGGAGACGUGGGGCUGCCCCGCCUUCUGGCUCAGCCGGACCUCCGUGCUGGCCUCGUUCGCCGCCGGCAAGCCCACUGCGCUCGUGGUCGACGUCGGCGGCGCCAACACGAGCGUGACCGCCGUCCACGACGGCAUCUUCCUGAAGAGGUCGGUCCAGCGGUCGCCCGCCGCCGGCGUCUGGCUGAGCAACCAGAUCCGCUCGAUGUGGAAGAGCAACGAGCCCAAGGUCGACAUCGUGCCUUUCUUCAUGGUCGAGAGCAAGAAGCCCGUCGAGGCCGGCGCGCCCGCCGACGCCAGGCUGCGCACCUUCGAUUUCCCCAUCACCGACUCGUUCCGCGCCUUCGAAGAAGAGCGCGUCCUCAAGGAGUUCAAGGAGUCGGUCGUGGAGGUAUGGCGCGGGCCGGGCCGCUUCAUGGCCCCCGGCAACGAGGACUACGCGAGGAGUCAGCCGGGCCGCGUCUUCGAGAUGCCCGACGGCGCCAACCAGAUGUGGCGCGAGCAGCGGUACCGGGUGGCCGAGGGCAUGUGGGACGAGACGGCGGCGUACCCGCCGGUUGUGGGCGACGAGGCGCCCUUGUCGAAGGCGCAGACCAUUCCGGCGCUGAUCAAGGCCUCCCUAGACGGCGUCGACGUCGACCUGCGGCCGCAUCUGCUGGCAAAUGUGGUCGUCACGGGCAGCACGAGCUUGCUCAACGGGUUCAACGACCGCCUCAAUCAGGAGCUUACCGCCAUGUACCCGGGGCUUAGGAUCAAGAUACACGCGGCUGGGCUGACGAGCGAGAGGAAAAACGGCGCCUGGCUCGGCGGGAGCAUCCUGGCCAGCUUGGGGACGUUCCACCAGAUGUGGAUCUCGAGACACGAGUAUGACGAGAACGGGCCGGGGAUCGUGGAGAAGCGCUGCAAGUAAAGAGAUAGCUUGACGGAACAGCCUGGCGCCGACCAUUUAAAGCAGCCUGCUGUGGGUUACGGUCGCGGUGGAACAAGGCAAUGGAUGGGCGGACGACUGGGGGCGCAAGAGGUCAUUGGUUGU
Molecule: messenger RNA, 1822 nt
Organism: Thermothielavioides terrestris NRRL 8126
Lineage: Eukaryota; Fungi; Ascomycota; Sordariomycetes; Sordariales; Chaetomiaceae
Product: ARP4-like protein
Exons: 3
Coding region: 293-1699 (468 amino acids)
Biological process (GO): regulation of transcription by RNA polymerase II
Cellular component (GO): SWI/SNF complex; NuA4 histone acetyltransferase complex
Molecular function (GO): chromatin binding
Source: RefSeq, a predicted model, not a curated record